This is a messenger RNA of Metschnikowia bicuspidata var. bicuspidata NRRL YB-4993, 2193 nucleotides long. RefSeq lists its product as uncharacterized. Bases 1 to 2193 code for a protein of 730 amino acids. NCBI's taxonomy places the organism in Eukaryota, Fungi, Ascomycota, Pichiomycetes, Serinales, Metschnikowiaceae. The transcript has a single exon. The record is from RefSeq and is a predicted model, not a curated record.
AUGAGCGCCGCCUCCAUCCGUACACCCGUGGCGCGCGCCCAUUCGCACACCUCCUCUAUUAGCGGCCUCAGUAUCACCACGGAUUCCGACGUGCUAACUUCUGUUCUUUUCCGCGGGGCCCUGCUUUCCCACAACUCACUUAGCGACCUGGUCCUGAGCCCCCAGUAUGUGCGUGCAGACGCUCCUAAUAUGUCGGGGUCCAGCACGGGCUCUGCCAUGGGCACCAAUAUGGACCAUCUCAUGGACCUGACUACAGGCGCUAUGGACCAUUCCAUGAGCGCCAGUAGGGGCUACUCUGACGGCGCUUAUGUGGACUCCCCGGGGGGCACAAAUAUGGCCCCCAAUGCAGGCCCCGUUGCAAGCCCUUCCCGAAGCACCCGCGCCGGCCGCGCCGCGCACGUGAUUUCCCGCGGCGCCGCGCCGCACUACCGCAGCGUGCCGCCCAAGUCCGCAACACCCAUGUUGGAGCACGUGUCCACGCUGCUGCUCCUGUCCGGCUCCGUGGCCGCAUCCAUCCCCUUCUACGACCUCUCCCACUACAGCCCGCUGUUGAACACGCUCAACUUGCUCCAGCUGGACGACUCUGGCCAGGUUGUCGAGGGUGCCUAUGUGCACCGCGAGAGUGGCUCCCACAGCCCCACUGCGCUGCUCCUGGACCAGUUCAACCAGGUGCCGCCCCGCUUCUCGCGCUUCAUCUUGGACCAGCGUUCCGCCGCCACCGUGCCCGCGCCACCUAGCUCCAGGGACAUCUCGUGGCUGAUGGGCUCGCAGGCCACCGUGUUCUCCACGCGUGCGGACGGCCCGCGGAGACGCCAUCGCUCCGUGAAAGCCACGCGCAUGGACUCCACCGCCGGCGCCCCGGAAACCGCUCUGCUGCUCACGCGCCGCAGAGUCAUCCGCUUUAAGCCCGGUGGUCGGCUUUACAGGCUCCGCCUCACGCUCCGCAAGCUCGCGUUGCGGCUUCGUCGUCGUCUCGGCGCUGUGCGCACGUUCUUCGCGGCACCACGCAAGGCAUCGUCUAAGGUCCAGACCGCGGCCGCAAGGCCUUUCUUCGGGCGCCAGCGGCUGGUCCGCCAGGCCGCUGCGUCGCGCACCGGGCACAUUUCUGCGCCACUCGCGAAUCCGGGAUUGGGCGCUGCUGGUGGCGCGCUGCGCGUCGCGGGGCUCACAGGGGAGCUCAAAGCCAUGGCUGGUUUCACAAAGCCAGGUAGUAAAUCCCCGCGCGCAACGACCCCUGGGCGGACCUCCUUGGCCAGAUAUGUGUCGGAAGAGAGACGCGCAAGCUCGCGUAACCUUGCGUCCGAGGCUGCCGCCCUGGACUCUUCAGCGCCGCCACCGCCCCCACCACACGUGGACGCGCUGUUUCGUAGAUUGAUAUCGGGAGCCACAGAGCGCUCGGCGUUGCAAGGCGUGUGGCGACAGUACCUCGCCAAUGUUCUUGCUCUGAGGAUUCGCUUGAGACAGGAGGUUCACUUGUACCAGCGUCUCUUGGCAGAACAGCCCAUCGCAGGCACUCCAAAGACGCUCCCAAGGACUGUGAAAACGCAACGAGCAACGACUCGGUCCCCUGCAAGGUGGCUGGCAAGCAUCGCUGAUAUUAAGAGCUACAGGGCCAGCAUUGUUCCCGGCAAGUCCAGCUCGACGGAGAGCGAGCACGACUCACUCCUCUUGAAUGCCACUGCAUCCAGCAUGGCUCGUGCACCCGUUUCUGAAACGCACUCGCGGUUUACCACUGACACCCGGAAAGCGUCCGCCACAAGUGCGAUACAGACAGUCAGCGAUUUCUCAUCCUCUUCAGUCGGGUCAGAAAGCGAUGAAGAAUCUAUUGACGAGAAAAUUGACCGGCUUCAGCAAGUCCUCAACCGCCGUUCUAUGUUGGGGCAGAUGCUUGAUUACGACUCCGACGAGCUCGACUCCCUGGCUAGCUCCACGUUUUCUUGCGAAUUGCUGGAAAUAUCUGUACAAGAAUCAAGGAGAGGACAAGGGAGUAAAUCCCCUCAACCUGCUGACACCCAGCUUAUCAAAAGGUACGGCACACUCCGGAGGCGUCCUACGGAUAAGAGCUCUUUCUACGGGAGUUCCAAUGAGUCCUCACCCAGCCCCGACAGUCAUAGUACGGAGAUUGGAGUUAUGUCGAGGUCCCCAGGUUUCAGUAAUUUGCAGAUCGUGUCGGCGCUUCCCGAAGAAUGCUAG